This is a messenger RNA of Calliphora vicina (urban bluebottle blowfly), 4015 nucleotides long. It is a transcript of the gene Iswi, whose product is annotated as Imitation SWI. Gene Ontology annotation, biological process: regulation of transcription by RNA polymerase II; nucleosome organization. The transcript is spliced from 6 exons. The coding region runs from base 264 to 3359 and encodes 1031 amino acids. Gene Ontology annotation, molecular function: nucleosome binding; ATP hydrolysis activity; histone binding. NCBI's taxonomy places the organism in Eukaryota, Metazoa, Arthropoda, Insecta, Diptera, Calliphoridae. The record is from RefSeq and is a predicted model, not a curated record. Gene Ontology annotation, cellular component: chromatin; nucleus.
UGUAAUAAAACGUGUAUAUUUUUUAUUCCAAGGAAUUUUAUGUAAAAAAUUAAAAAAGAAAGUAAAUAAAAACUAAGAAAAUUUAGUUGAAUUGUUCUAUUGAACAAUUAUUCUUCACAUUUUUAUUUUUGUGCUUCUUCUUACCAACAAAGCGAAAGUCUGGCAGACGCUUCUUUUGCUUUUGUGAAAAACAUAUUUUUAACAAUUAAAAACUGAAAUUAAUUCAAUAAAUUUGUGGUAAACACUUAAACCAAACCAGCAAAAUGUCGAAAGAGGAAACUAAGGCAGAAGAUCUGGAAGCUAAUGAGGAAAAUUCGAAUGAGACCAAUUCGGAAACAACUUCCUCUUCGGGAGAAAAGGAGGUAGAAUUUGACAAUAAAAUGCAGGCAGAUCGUACCAAGCGGUUUGAUUUCUUGCUCAAACAAACGGAAAUUUUUACUCAUUUCAUGAGUAACAGCACCAAGAGUCCCACGAAACCCAAGGGUAGACCUAAGAAGAUCAAGGAUAAGGAGACAAAAGAGAAAGAAAAAGAUAAAGACAAGGAUAAAGAUUCAGGCGGCAAUGCAGAUCAUCGUCAUCGUAAAACAGAACAGGAGGAAGAUGAGGAACUCUUGGCCGAAGAUACUCAAAAUAAGGAAAUCUUUCGCUUUGAAAGUUCUCCAACUUAUAUCAAGAAUGGAGAAAUGCGUGAUUAUCAAAUAAGAGGCUUAAAUUGGAUGAUUUCGUUACAUGAGAAUGGUAUAAAUGGUAUUCUGGCCGAUGAGAUGGGUCUGGGUAAAACUCUACAGACCAUUUCUCUGUUGGGUUAUCUCAAGCAUUUCAAUAAUUCUGCUGGACCACAUAUUGUUAUUGUUCCCAAAUCGACCCUACAAAAUUGGCUCAAUGAAUUUGAAAAAUGGUGUCCCUCCUUGAGAGCAGUUUGUUUGAUUGGCGACCAAGAUGCUCGUAACACCUUCAUUCGUGAUGUUCUCUUGCCCGGCGAUUGGGACGUUUGUGUUACCUCCUAUGAGAUGUGUAUACGUGAAAAGUCGGUCUUUAAGAAGUUCAAUUGGCGUUACAUGGUCAUCGAUGAGGCGCAUCGUAUAAAAAAUGAAAAAUCAAAAUUGUCGGAAAUUUUACGUGAAUUCAAAACAUCAAAUCGUUUGUUGAUCACCGGUACUCCAUUGCAAAAUAAUUUGCACGAACUGUGGGCUCUAUUGAAUUUCUUGUUGCCUGACGUUUUCAAUUCUUCGGAAGAUUUCGAUGAAUGGUUCAAUACGAACACCUGUUUGGGCGAUGAUGCUCUUAUACAGAGAUUACAUGCUGUCUUGAAGCCAUUCUUGUUGAGACGUCUCAAGUCGGAGGUGGAAAAGCGUUUGAAACCGAAAAAGGAAAUUAAGAUCUUCGUGGGUCUCUCUAAGAUGCAGCGUGAAUGGUACACAAAAGUUCUGAUGAAAGACAUUGACAUUGUCAAUGGAGCAGGCAAAGUGGAGAAGAUGCGUUUGCAAAACAUUCUUAUGCAGUUGCGUAAAUGUACCAAUCAUCCCUAUUUGUUUGAUGGCGCCGAGCCUGGUCCUCCCUAUACCACCGACACACAUUUGGUGUUUAAUUCCGGAAAAUUGGUUAUUUUGGAUAAGUUGUUGCCAAAGUUGCAGGAGCAAGGUUCCAGAGUUUUGAUCUUCUCUCAGAUGACCAGAAUGUUGGAUAUUUUGGAGGAUUAUUGUUUGUGGCGUUCUUACCAGUACUGCCGUUUGGAUGGUCAAACUCCUCAUGAGGAUCGUAACAGACAAAUUCAGGAAUUCAAUAUGGACAAUAGUUCGAAAUUUGUUUUCAUGUUGUCAACCAGAGCUGGUGGUUUGGGUAUCAAUUUGGCUACGGCCGAUGUUGUCAUUAUUUAUGACUCCGAUUGGAAUCCCCAGAUGGAUUUGCAGGCUAUGGAUCGUGCCCAUCGUAUUGGUCAAAAGAAACAAGUGCGUGUUUUCCGUUUCAUUACCGAAAACACGGUGGAGGAAAAGAUUGUCGAAAGAGCAGAGGUCAAAUUGAGGCUUGACAAGUUGGUCAUCCAACAGGGACGCUUGGCUUCCAAUACGGGCAAUCAAUUGAACAAAGACGAAAUGUUGAAUAUUAUUCGUUUUGGUGCCAAUCAUGUAUUUGCCUCUAAAGAUUCCGAGCUAACCGACGAAGAUAUUGAUACUAUUCUAGAGAGAGGAGAAGCGAAGACGGCCGAAGAAAAGGCAAAACUCGAUACAAUGGGCGAGAGUUCUUUGCGUACAUUCACUAUGGACACACCCAACAACGAAGGAGCUCCCUCGUCUGUUUAUCAAUUUGAGGGAGAAGAUUAUCGUGAGAAACAAAAAAUGAAUGCUUUGGGCAAUUGGAUUGAACCGCCCAAGAGAGAACGUAAAGCCAAUUAUGCUGUUGAUGCCUACUUCCGCGAGGCUCUGCGUGUCUCGGAACCAAAAGCACCUAAGGCUCCUCGACCACCCAAACAGCCAAUUGUACAAGAUUUCCAGUUCUUCCCUCCGCGAUUAUUUGAGAUACUCGAUCAGGAAAUAUAUUACUUCCGCAAAACGGUGGGCUACAAAGUUCCCAAAAACCCUGAACUAGGCUCGGAAGCCUCCAAGGUGCAACGUGAAGAACAGCGUAAAAUUGACGAGGCUGAACCGUUGUCAGAGGAAGAGUUGGCCGAAAAGGAAUCAUUACUGACACAAGGUUUUACCAAUUGGACGAAACGUGAUUUCAAUCAGUUCAUCAAAGCUAACGAGAAAUAUGGUCGCGAUGACAUCGAAAACAUUGCCAAAGAUGUUGAGGGCAAAGCACCGGAAGAAGUUAUUGAAUAUAAUGCAGUAUUUUGGGAAAGAUGCCAUGAAUUGCAGGACAUUGAACGUAUAAUGGGACAAAUUGAAAGGGGAGAAGCGAAAAUUCAACGACGUUUAUCUAUUAAGAAAGCCUUGGAUCAAAAGAUGUGCCGCUAUAGAGCUCCAUUCCAUCAGUUGCGUUUACAGUAUGGCAACAAUAAGGGUAAAAAUUACACUGAAAUUGAAGACAGAUUUUUAGUCUGCAUGUUGCAUAAACUGGGCUUUGAUAAAGAAAAUGUUUACGAGGAAUUACGGGCAGCUAUAAGAGCAUCUCCCCAAUUCCGUUUUGAUUGGUUUAUUAAAUCCCGUACCGCCUUGGAAUUACAAAGACGUUGUAACACUUUAAUCACACUGAUCGAAAGAGAGAAUCUCGAAUUGGAAGAAAAAGAACGCCAAGAGAAGAAGAAAAAGGCGGCCAAGAAUUCCAAUACACCGGCAACUACACCACAAGCUAAGACUAAUCAAAAGCGUAAAUCCGAAGUGGUUACAAGUGAGAAAAAUGCCAAGAAAAAGAAAAAAUAAAUUUAAAAAUUUACACAAUACAUACAUACUGACAAACAUACAUAUUUUUAUAAGUUAUCAAUUAUUAGAGUAUAUAAUGAGAUUAAUUUUAUUUUAAUUUCUGUAAGUUUUAAAUUAAAAAAAAAAUAUAUAAAAAACAAAUACAUAAAUACUUAAUGAAGAUGAAAACAACAUUUCCUUAAUAAUAAAAUAUAUGAAAACACAGCGACAGACAAACAUUUCAACACAAAUUAAACACUUCAUAACAUUGCAAAUGAAUGGAAAAUAUUUUCAAUAGUUUUUAAUUAACAUCUAAUCUACGCACACAUAAACUUUAUUUCAAUUUACAUAUUUAUUUCCUGAAAGUAUUUUUUCUGUUUCAUUAAGUUUUUAAACUUUUGAAAUCCUAUAUUUUUAACAAUUGCUUAUUAAACAAAUAACACUUAAUACAUUUAACGCAUGUUUAAAAAAAAAACAAUUUUUAAAAAUAUAUUUUUAUUGCAUUGUAUUCAAACAACUAAAAAAAUUAAAGUUUUUUAUUUACAAUGUUUUCUAUUAAUGGGAGUUAUUAAAAAUAAAACUUAAUAGGGGUUUUUAAAUGAUAUUUUUGUUUUUUGAUUAUUUUACUUGUGUAAAUUUAUUGAAAUAUAUGAUUAAUAACAAUAAAUAAAUCUAAA